AUGACCUCUUCAGAAUCAUACCCUGUGGCCAAUGGGGCCGGCCACAGCAAUUGGGUGGUACAAAAAUUCGGCGGCACCAGUGUCGGCAAGUUUGCGUUGAAUAUCAUUGAGCAGGUGGUCCAGUACGUGAGCAAUGACUUCCCCUCCUGGGAGCUCCCCCCGGUGCCUCCCAUCCCCCGAACGAUCUUUGGCAUAUCAGAACUCACCUUGGGUCUGCAAUUCAUCAUCGUGAAGUACAUGGUCGCUGUUGUAUGCUCCGCCAGAAGCAGCUCGACCAAAGCAGAGGGUACUACAAACCGGUUACUGCGGGCAGCCCGGGAUGCUGAAAGCUCCCAUUCUCAGCAAUACCACACUUUCGUCGAAGCCGUCCGCUCGGAGCACGUGCAAGUGGUGCAGGAACAGAUUCAGUCCUCGGAACUACGGGAUCAAGUCAUUGCCGACAUCAACACCGAAUGCCAGAAGGUUUUGAAAGUUCUUGAGGCCGCGCAAACCCUUGGGGAGAUCAGCGCGCGAUGUGUGGACAAGGUGAUGAGCGCGGGUGAGAAGCUGAGCUGUCGGCUCAUGGCCGCGUUUCUCCAGGACCGUGGGGUCGACUCACAAUACGUCGAUCUGGCUGAGGUGAUUGACUUCCCCAUUGGUCCGAAUGGUCUGGAUCAGGACUUUUACAAUUCUCUGGCGGCUGCUCUGGGUAAGCUGGUCGCGGACUGUGAGCACCGGGUGCCGGUCAUCACAGGGUACUUUGGCACCAUUCCCGGUGGCCUGCUGGAUCAGGUCGGCCGUGGCUAUACCGAUCUGUGUGCCGCCCUCGUCGCCGUGGGCACUCACGCCAAAGAGUUGCAGGUGUGGAAGGAGGUGGAUGGCAUCUUCACGGCCGAUCCGCGUAAGGUCCCGACGGCGCGACUCCUCCCGACCAUCACUCCCGCUGAAGCUGCCGAGUUGACCUUUUAUGGAUCCGAGGUUAUCCACCCGUUCACCAUGGAGCAAGUCAUUCGCGCCAAGAUCCCCAUUCGGAUCAAGAACGUGAUGAACCCGAAGAACCGCGGCACUGUGAUCUUCCCCGAUUCUGCCGCCGAGCUGGAGCGGGACACGCCUGGUCACGACCCUCGUCUUUUCCGCACUCGCAGUCCUAGCCUGAUGCAGAAGCCCAAGCGACCCACCGCGGUGACCAUCAAGCACAAGAUCUUGGUGAUCAACGUGCACUCGAACAAGCGGUCCUUGUCACAUGGCUUCUUUGCAGGGAUCUUUUCCAUUCUGGAUAAGUGGCGCUUGUCGAUCGAUUUGAUCUCCACGAGUGAAGUCCACGUCUCGAUGGCUCUCCACUCGGAAUUGCCCUUGCUGAAUGGUAAUGGCCGUGAUGAUUAUCAAGUGAUUGAUGAUUCUCUCAAGGGUGCGCUCAACGACCUGACCAAGUACGGCACGGUCGAUAUCAUUCCCGACAUGGCCAUUCUCAGCCUGGUUGGCAAACAGAUGAAGAAUAUGAUUGGAGUUGCGGGACGUAUGUUCACUACAUUGGGUGAGAACAAUGUGAAUAUUGAGAUGAUCUCACAAGGUGCCAGUGAAAUCAACAUCUCCUGUGUCAUCGAAGAACGCGAUGCCGACCGUGCCCUCAACAUCAUCCACACUAGCAUGUUCACCUUCCUGGAAUAA
Penicillium oxalicum is the source of this 1647-nucleotide messenger RNA. Its product is annotated as aspartate kinase. Gene Ontology annotation, biological process: amino acid biosynthetic process. NCBI's taxonomy places the organism in Eukaryota, Fungi, Ascomycota, Eurotiomycetes, Eurotiales, Aspergillaceae. The coding region runs from base 1 to 1647 and encodes 548 amino acids. The record is from RefSeq and is a predicted model, not a curated record. Gene Ontology annotation, molecular function: aspartate kinase activity. The transcript has 4 exons.